Molecule: messenger RNA, 1416 nt
Organism: Guillardia theta CCMP2712
Lineage: Eukaryota; Cryptophyceae; Pyrenomonadales; Geminigeraceae
Exons: 2
Coding region: 1-1416 (471 amino acids)
Source: RefSeq, a predicted model, not a curated record
AUGAUUACCGAAGGCCAUGGCUAUGGCGUUUUGAGCCCGGGCAUCGUCAGAUCACCCAGAACACGACAGGCGGACAAGGAGCUUGAGCAUAGCAUGCGAUCACCUGAGGUCCUCAAUCGAAUCUCCAACUUCGAGAGUGAGACUGUGGCGGCAUAUGACAAGGACAUGUCGAGGGAAGCAUGGCACCUGGCAAAGGAAGCUAGACUGUCAAAGCUGCGGCAGGAGAUUGGAUGGAUGGAAGUCUCCUCGCAUGAUGGGAAGCGUUAUGCUCCAGCAAUCCCUUCCUCGAAAACCUCAAGGUCGCUCAACGCAAAGCGCCGGCCAGCACAAGAGGAGUCGGUCAGCCCUGACUUUGGGGCAUGGCGAAGAUCGUCCAACGGGUCCUCUGCGUCGACGAUCUCACAGAUAAACAACGAGAGUGGUACGGCCGUCAAGCACGGACGGGAGCACGAGGAGGAGCAAGAGGACGCGACGUCCCCAGGGGAGUUGAUUGCUCCUUACAGGGAAGGGGACGAGGCGAUGCUGCUGCUGCACUCUCCUUCCCCCUGCAACUCGAUCCGAGGAGUCACUCCCAGCGACGAUGACCUCCUGCUCGAGGGCUCCCGGCCGGCCCCGGGCUACGAGGACAUUCAGAAACACAUACACACGCUUCGCGGGAUUAAGAGGAUUCAGCCCGGCAUGAAGAGCAGCCCUCGUCUGACUGUGGUCGAGCCUAGCCUGGACUGGGAGGCCCUCGCACCAGUGGCUGAGGGGGCAAGAAGUCAUAGGAACGACUUCAAGUCUCUUUAUGAGGCUGAUCAUCUGCAGAACCACCAGACGGAGGCAGGCAGGCAGGGAGUCAUCGAGGAAGAGGCGACUCAGAAUUUGCACGGCCCCAGGAGGAGCGAACCUCUCUGGAAGCCCAAGGGGAGCAUGCCGACCCUCAAGCUCUCGGAUCGGAGCCUAGACAAGAGCUCGCAGCAGGAGAAGAGCAACAGGGUCCUCAAGACUUCAAUCCUGGAGCUCGAGACCACUGCCCCUCCCCGCAAGACGAAGCUGCCGUCCAUCUGCCAGGUCAGCCCAUGGGAUGACGACAAGAAACUCCUGAUCGCAAGCCCGAAGCGUCUCGUGCACUCGGAUCAAGCUCCCCGGCGACCUGUCAAUCAUUUCUCCAUCGUCCCUCCUCUGCAGCUCCCGCCCCCACUGGAGAAGACGGAGGAGAGGUCUUGGACGCAGAGGAAGAUGGAGCAGGCGGACAAGUUCUACCCUAAGAUUAAGUUCUACAUGCCGAACACCGCAAGGCCUGCCGUGUCCCCCACGACAGACUACUGCCGCAAGGUGAUGAGAUUCUUUCCGGUGCAGUCCUCCUCUUUCAUGCAGAUCUUGGGGAAGAGGAGCAAGGUGGAGGUCCAGCAGCAGCACACGGCGAGAGGAUGA